Messenger RNA from Tripterygium wilfordii, 1498 nucleotides. RefSeq lists its product as uncharacterized. Lineage: Eukaryota; Viridiplantae; Streptophyta; Magnoliopsida; Celastrales; Celastraceae. The record is from RefSeq and is a predicted model, not a curated record. The coding region runs from base 975 to 1379 and encodes 134 amino acids. The transcript has 2 exons.
UUCAAAACACACACUUCUCACAAGCUCUCUUCUCUCUACAAAGAAAUACCCUCUCUAAUAUUCUUUGGAUAGAGAUCAAAAGGUGUUCUUGUGGGACUUUGAGCUAACCAACUGAGUGCAAGUUUGAGUUAGCUAUAGGACCGAUUUCGACUGUUGUAUCCCAGAGGAGUCGAGCCAAGAGAAUUCUGGUGCACCUAUUCUGAAGCAAGAACUGCAGAAGGCUCAAAUCUUCUUGAAGAAAGCGAGAUACCCAUGCCUUAGUCCACUACGGUCGAAGUUGUAUUUUUAUAUUAUUUUGUACUCCUGCACCAAAAAUUUCAAGGAGAUUCGAGCAUGAAACCUGCAUAAGAUAAGCCCACCGAGAAUGUUGGACACUUGAAGCUAUUCCGCUUCAAGGGUGUCAACUUCAAGCGUUGGAAAGGGAAGGUGAUGUGUUCUACCUAAACCUUCUCAAGGUAGCUUAUGUCCUCACCGAGAAGAAUCCCAACAAAUGGUCUGUCGAUGGGAUGAACGAUGAAGAUCUUGGUAAGCAUCUUGAAAAAUGUGAUAAAGAUGAUAAAGAUGCUUAUAAUUGUCGUCAAUAUCUUCUCAAUUGCCUAGCGGAUCAAUCUAUGAAUAUUAUGAUGCUACUUAUAAAUCUGCUACGAAGAUUUGGAAGGCUUUACAAUUAAAAUAUGAUACCGAGGAAGCUGGAGCAAAGAAGUAUACUGCUACCUAUUUCUUCCGAUACCAAAUUGUGGAGAACAAGUCCAUGGUGGAGCAAGCCUGAGAAUUUCAACUAUUAGCAGCUGAGGUGCGAUCCAAAGGCAUAAAUUUGUGUGACAAUCUCAUCAUGGCGGGAAUUUAUGGAAUUAUAGACAAGCUACCUCUCAGUUGGAAGGACAACCAAAAGAACUUACGCCACAAGAAAAAAGACUUGACUGUGGAGGAGCUCACAACUCAUAUUCGAGUGGAGGAGGAGGCAAGGAGCCAAGAUGCAAAAAUGUUACAAGAAGACAACAAAAGUAAGAACAUUUUCGUCACUACAAAGAUUCCAGAAACGUACGCCUGCUUCGCAAGCUAACGUGACCAAGGAGCCCUCAGUGGCUAUGAUUACAGACAUGAACAUGGUUCAAAGUGUGGAAGGAUGGUGGGCAGACUUUGGUGCUAAUAGGCACGUCUGCUAUGACAAGGAUUGGUUCAAGAAGUACACUCCUUUUGAGGAGGAAAGGUCAAUAAUGCUUGGUGACUCCAGCAAGACAAAAGUACUUAGUAGUGGAGAUGUUGAGCUAAAUUUCACCUCUGGACGUGUACUUACCCUCAAAGAUGUGCUUCACAUGCUAUUAAUGAGGAAGAAUAUGAUGUCGUGUUUCCUACUCAACGAAGCUGGUUUCAAAUAAACUAUUGAGUCUGAUCAAUUUGUAAUCACUAGGAAAUGUUUAUUUGUUGGUAAAGGAUAUGCAAGUGAUGGAAUGUUUAAGUUGAAUGUUGAUGAUAAUAAAGCAUCUGGUUUUGUUUA